AUGGCAGGCAUGGAGGAGCAAGGCCACGACCGCUUUCGCUUUACAGAAGUCUAUCGCCCCAUGUUUGCAAAAAUGGUCUUCCACGACCCCGACACCUGCCUCACGGUCAUUAAAGCCUUUUCCAACGCCAGUCACUUCAACAUGGAUAUCUGGCGCUGCGAUCGGGAUGGUCGCCCUAAUAUCGCCGAUGCUCUCAGCAUGCACUCACGCGGCGCCGACGCCUUGAUCAAGGUCUUGGGAUUCGACUGCUACCGAAAUGGCGGCGAAUUCUUUUACCUCGCCAUUGCUGCGCCCAAGUAUCUCUGCGACCGCGCUCUCAAAGAGCUUGAGGACGAGAUAGACGUUGAAAACCGGAUCACACUCGAAACUGCCGACUUUUCGGGUCAGCGCACCAUUGAAUAG
This is a messenger RNA of Pestalotiopsis fici W106-1, 402 nucleotides long. RefSeq lists its product as uncharacterized. The transcript has a single exon. NCBI's taxonomy places the organism in Eukaryota, Fungi, Ascomycota, Sordariomycetes, Amphisphaeriales, Sporocadaceae. The coding region runs from base 1 to 402 and encodes 133 amino acids. The record is from RefSeq and is a predicted model, not a curated record.